Messenger RNA from Impatiens glandulifera, 951 nucleotides. RefSeq names its product chlorophyll a-b binding protein 5, chloroplastic. Gene Ontology annotation, biological process: photosynthesis, light harvesting in photosystem I; response to light stimulus. Lineage: Eukaryota; Viridiplantae; Streptophyta; Magnoliopsida; Ericales; Balsaminaceae. The coding region runs from base 50 to 850 and encodes 266 amino acids. The transcript is spliced from 2 exons. The record is from RefSeq and is a predicted model, not a curated record. Gene Ontology annotation, cellular component: chloroplast thylakoid membrane; chloroplast envelope; plastoglobule.
UUCAACCACUACCAACAAUCUAGAGUUCAUUUGAACAUACAAAAGAUCAAUGGCCACCUCCGCCGUUCAACAGUCAGCCUUCUCCGGCCAAACAGCUUUGAAGCCACAAAAUGACUUUAUCAGGAAGAUCGGCAACAUCGCCGGCGGUGGCCGGAUAACCAUGAGACGUACCGUCAAAAGUGCACCUCAAAGCAUCUGGUAUGGACCAGACAGACCUAAAUACUUGGGCCCAUUCUCAGAACAAACACCAUCAUACCUAACCGGUGAAUUCCCCGGUGACUACGGUUGGGACACAGCUGGUCUCUCAGCAGACCCAGAAACAUUUGCCAAGAACCGUGAACUUGAAGUGAUCCACAGUAGAUGGGCUAUGUUGGGUGCAUUAGGUUGUGUAUUCCCAGAACUCCUCUCCAAAAACGGAGUGAAGUUCGGUGAGGCUGUAUGGUUCAAGGCUGGAUCACAAAUCUUCUCCGAGGGUGGUUUGGACUAUCUUGGAAACCCUAACUUAGUCCAUGCACAAAGCAUCCUUGCAAUUUGGGCUUCCCAAGUUGUACUAAUGGGUUUGAUUGAGGGUUACAGGAUUGGUGGAGGUCCACUUGGGGAAGGUCUUGAUAAAUUAUACCCUGGUGGAGCUUUUGACCCACUUGGGUUGGCUGAUGAUCCAGAGGCUUUUGCUGAAUUGAAGGUUAAGGAGUUGAAGAAUGGUAGAUUGGCUAUGUUUUCUAUGUUUGGAUUCUUUGUUCAAGCUAUUGUGACUGGAAAGGGUCCAAUUGAGAACUUGUCUGAUCAUAUUGCGGAUCCUGUGGCUAACAAUGCUUGGGCUUUUGCCACAAAUUUCGUACCAGGAAAAUGAGGGUUGAGAGGAUACUACUUCAUGUUUGUAAUGUAAUGACUAAUGAGUGUGACAAGUUAUGUUGUUUGAAUGAACAUUUCUACUUAUUGGAGCAUAAAUUA